CCCACGUCAAAUAUGGCCGCCAAGCUCCAGCGUCCUUUACAAUCCGAAGGGCGGCGACAACUCUGGCUUCAUAACCACUUCCAAAAGGGCCUCCUCCUACGGGGUUACGGUUCUGAGUGCGCACGCGCGAAUGCAAAUCCUCUUCCGGGCAACAUGGCGAUGGGACUGAUGUGCGGACGCCGGGAACUUCUGCGGCUCUUGCGGCCUCAGCGGCAGUUCCACAGUGUCGCAACGCUCUCGCAAUGGCCCCAAAAACCGCUGAGCGCGAGGCUCCCAUUCGCAGCCCGUCCGUGCCGCAGUCGCCAGUGCUACGUCCUCCUCGCAGCCCCUGGCCCCCGCUGCCUCAGUACCUCUGCCAUAUCAUUUGCAGAAGCCAAGGUUCAGGCUCCUCCUGUUGUUCCUGCAACUCCCUCACCCACAGCAGUACCUGAGGUGGCUUCUGGAGAGACUGCAGACGUAGUCCAAGCUGCUGCAGAACAGAGCUUUACUGAACUGGGACUGGGGUCAUACACUCCAGUAGGACUGAUCCAGAACUUCCUGGAAUUUAUGCAUGUUGACCUGGGCCUACCUUGGUGGGGGGCCAUUGCUGCAUGUACGGUCCUCGCCCGCUGCCUGGUUUUUCCUCUCAUCGUGAAGGGCCAGCGAGAGGCAGCCAAGAUCCACAACCACUUGCCAGAGAUCCAGAAGUAUGCCACUCAAAUCAGAGAGGCCAAGUUGGCAGGAGACAAUACUGAGUUUUACAGGGCCUCCUCAGAGAUGGCACUUUACCAGAAAAAGCAUGAUAUCAAACUCUUUAGACCUCUCAUUCUACCUCUGACUCAGGCCCCAGUGUUCAUCUCCUUCUUCAUUGCUUUGAGAGAGAUGGCCAACCUUCCUGUGCCCAGCCUGCAGACAGGUGGCCUCUGGUGGUUCCAGGAUCUCACAAUAUCUGAUCCCACCUACAUGUUACCACUGGUAGUUACUGCUACAAUGUGGGGUGUCCUUGAGCUAGGUGCUGAGACAGGGGUGCAGAGUUCUGACCUUCAGUGGAUGAGAAAUGUGAUCAGAGUAAUGCCCCUGGUAGUCUUGCCCAUAACCAUCCAUUUCCCCACGGCAGUAUUUAUGUAUUGGCUCUCCUCUAAUCUGUUUUCCCUGGGCCAAGUGGCUUGCCUCCGGAUUCCAGCUGUGCGUACUAUACUUAAAAUUCCUCCACGUGUUAUACAUGACCCCGACAAAUUACCUCCACGAGAAGGCUUCAUAAAGAGCUUCAAAAGAGGCUGGAAGAAUGCUGAAAUGGCACAUAGGGCUCAAGAGCGUCAGCAACGCAUGCAGAAUCACUUGGAGCUUGCGGCCAGGGGUCCCUUACGACAGACCUUUACUCACAACCCUGUACUACAGCAUGGGAAGAAUCACCCUCCCAGCAUCAGUGACAAACCAAAGUCAAAGCAGCCCUGGCGUGACACACUUAGCUGACUUAACAUUCCCUGUUCAUUCUGGCAAGAACUUUGUCUUUGCAAAGACUCAUCCUCAAAACAAGACUUGACACUAUG
This is a messenger RNA of Otolemur garnettii (small-eared galago), 1529 nucleotides long. RefSeq names its product OXA1L, mitochondrial inner membrane protein (gene OXA1L). Gene Ontology annotation, cellular component: mitochondrial inner membrane. Gene Ontology annotation, biological process: protein insertion into mitochondrial inner membrane from matrix; mitochondrial respiratory chain complex IV assembly. Bases 13 to 1452 code for a protein of 479 amino acids. NCBI's taxonomy places the organism in Eukaryota, Metazoa, Chordata, Mammalia, Primates, Galagidae. The record is from RefSeq and is a predicted model, not a curated record. Gene Ontology annotation, molecular function: membrane insertase activity. The transcript has 10 exons.